ACAAGAUGAGCCUUUAUAGGAGGAGGCUAUGGCCUCCACUAGAAGAGACAUUGUUGGCCAUAGGAUGAAAGAGGAUGGGGAGGGGGAGAGAGGAGAAAGAGAAGAGGAUAGAGAUGGAGGAGGAGAGGAGAGAGAUGGAGGAGGAGAGGAGGGAGAAAGUGAGAAUGUAAGGCCUCGACAGGUAAUGCUGGUUGCGGACCCCACGAGGGAAUCGGCUGGUGCCCUCGAUUGGACCAUGUCUCAUGCCCUCCUCAAGCAUGACCGACUCCUCCUCCUCCAUGUCGUGCCCCCGAGCCCCUCGUGGCUCCAGGCCUUCACUUCGACAUUUGUGAGAAAUGCACCACCCGCCGCCCCGGAGUUCUUGGUGGCGAUGAGGGCAGCAUGCGAAGCCAAGCACACGAAGAAUUUGGUCGAGGCUGAGGUGGUGGAGAUGCGAGGCAAGGACAAGGCCGCGACCGUGCUGGCGGAGACCAACGAGAGGUCAAUCGACCUCCUUGUCGUGGGGCAGAAACGUAAUUUCUCACAGAGCUUGCUUGGAUGUCGGUUAAGUAAUGGCCUCCCCAACAGGGGAAUGGAUACAGCUGAGUACUGCAUUGAGAAUAGCAAAUGCCUCUGUGUUGGGGUCCAAAAGAAGGGCCAAAAUGCAGGCUAUCUCCUCAGCACCAAGAACCACAAGAACUUUUGGCUUCUUGCCUAGCUAAAACCUCUCUCUCUCUCUCUCUCUCUUUUUAAAUCCUCAAGAACUUUUGGCUUUCAUGUAGCACUUGAUCUCUCUCCGUCACUCAAGAAUAUUCUUGUAAGCCAUGUUUGUACUUCGUAUCAAUGCUAGACACGGUCACUCUAUGGGAACAUAGAUUAACAUUGA
Amborella trichopoda is the source of this 865-nucleotide messenger RNA. RefSeq names its product Adenine nucleotide alpha hydrolases-like superfamily protein. The record is from RefSeq and is a predicted model, not a curated record. Lineage: Eukaryota; Viridiplantae; Streptophyta; Magnoliopsida; Amborellales; Amborellaceae.